AUGAACACAUACACCUCUCCUCUGUACCUGGCUCCUCGCAAGUCCACUCGCACACUCAUCCGCAGUCGCCUGCCCUCGAUCUCGAGCCAGACGUACAUUACCGCUCUCGCUCUCCCCUCACCGCCACCGUCGCCAGCCAACGAGUCGCUUAUGCAGCAGUCGAUGCUGUCGACGACAUUUGCUCUCCCCUCGUUCUCGGAAGUCAAGCUGAUUGACAGCCACCAAAGCAAACUAUCGCUUGCCAGCGACAGUGAGAGCGAGGUCGACGACAAGACCCUUGACGGGGACUGGGAGGCGGACUGUCCUGAAUUCGAUGGCGUGUUUGAGAUGGAGCUGGACACCGAAUGCCCUCAUCAGCCGAUGACUGCAGGUCCCCGGCCCUGGAGAGUGCGGCCUGAGCGUGUGUACAACUCGCUGAGGGCACAGAUCCAGGCCAUCGACGCUGAUGACAACGAAUUCUGCGUCAUGUAA
Molecule: messenger RNA, 471 nt
Organism: Linderina pennispora
Lineage: Eukaryota; Fungi; Kickxellomycota; Kickxellomycetes; Kickxellales; Kickxellaceae
Exons: 1
Coding region: 1-471 (156 amino acids)
Source: RefSeq, a predicted model, not a curated record